UGUCAGAGUAGUGUUGAGACCAAUAGAAAGCAGACAAGUGUUAAAACAUGUCAUCAAAUGCUUUAAACACACAUUCAAUGUAUUUUUGCCGGCGAUUUGUGGCCACCGAUAGUCACACAGAGAGUGUCCCUCUAUAGUGAACCCCUUUAUUAUUAACAGUUGUGUACACUAUUCACGUUGUUAUAUCAUUAUAUUUAUUUCGCACAUUCAUUAAGUGUUUUGUAUUUAUUGUUAAAUAAUUAAUAAAAGUUUGUUAACAAUAAUAAUAAGAGACAACAAAACAGAGACAACGAAAUCAAAAACCAUAAAAAUGUUUUGGCGUUUAUUACUAUCGCUAUUGUUAUGCACUCUCACCGCACGUAUCGGUGUGGUGUCCGGAGUGGCCGUCAUGUCUGUGGACUUGGGCUCGGAGUGGAUGAAAGUGGCGAUCGUUAGCCCAGGGGUGCCGAUGGAGAUCGUACUCAACACCGAUUCCCAGCGCAAGACACCGAUUGUGAUCUCCUUUAGGGACGGCGAACGACUCGUGGGAGACUCGGCUCAGGCCGUGGCCACGAGGUUUCCCGACAAAGCGUUCGCCUACUUCUUGGAUCUGUUGGCCAAACACCGCAACUCAUCUGUGGUUCAGUUGUUUCACAAACGCUUUCCCUAUCAUCGCAUCGAAGACACGCUCACCGGCAUAAGCCUAUCGACAGCCGACGGCCUACUGUUCACACCGGAAGAGUUGAUAUCAAUGAUGCUGUCGAAGGCGAAAGUGUACGCCGAAGACUCGAGCAAACAGCCAAUCAACGACUGCGUGAUAACAGUUCCGCCGUAUUUCACUCAAGCGGAACGCCGGGCGCUACUAAUGGCCGCCGAUUUGGCCAAACUUAAGGUCUUGCAGAUCAUCAACACUAACGCCGCGUUUGCCCUCAACUACGGCGUGUUUCGGCGCAAAGACUUCAACACAACCGUCACUAAUAUACUCUUCUACGACAUGGGGGCGAGCAGUACGACCGCAACCAUCGCCUCCUAUCAGUUGGUCAAAACCAAAGAGCGCGGAUUCGCCGAAUCCAACCCUCAGGUCACCAUUAAAGGUGUCGGUUACGACCGAACGCUGGGCGGCCUCGAGAUGCAGAUCCGACUGCGCGACCAUUUGGCCAAACUGUUCGCUGAACAGUCGAAGAAGCCGUUGAAAGAGAUCACAUCCAAUCACAGGGCGAUGGCUAAGCUGUUCAAAGAGGCCGCGCGUCUCAAGAAAGUGUUGUCCGCCAACACUGAACACAAGGCUCAGGUGGAGAACGUGAUGAACGACAUCGACCUGAAGGCGAUGGUCACCCGCGAAGAGUUUGAAACGCUGUGCGCAGACCUGUUGACCGAUCGGGUGACCAAACCUAUCGACGACGCGUUCGCUUCGUCCGGCUAUACGAUCGCCGAAAUUGAUUCCGUGAUUAUAGUCGGCGGUAAUACACGAGUGCCUAAAAUACAGACAGUUUUGCAAAACUAUUUC
Messenger RNA from Medioppia subpectinata, 1486 nucleotides. Lineage: Eukaryota; Metazoa; Arthropoda; Arachnida; Sarcoptiformes; Oppiidae. The record is from the annotation of a GenBank genome assembly.